UCUUCUCUCACAUGAGCUGGAUACGGGGCGCCUGACACAUCUCGGCUAGCACAUCUCCUCCAGCGACUGGCCCAUCCAACUGCAAAAAACAAACAAAGGGAAAACCGGGGACCAUCAGCAAUGGACGCAAAAUCUGCAGUGCCCAACCCACACACGCGGUCCCGCCGUCGCAAGCUCCUAUGCAUUGUGCUGCCCAUUGUCGCCGUCUGCAUCCUCGCCUUAGCUCUUGGUCUGGGAUUGGGACUCGGCUUGGGCGGCGGCAGCGACGACAACAACGGCAGCGGCGGUAACGGAUCUUCAACACCUCUACCCAGUCCCAACAGCACACUUCCGUGGGUGCCUGCUGUAGCCGCGACCUGGCAAAUCAUCCUCUCCCACCCGCCUGACCUGUCGUCUGCCCUCACCCCCAACGUCAGUGUCUACGACAUCGACCUGUUUGACACGCCCGCCGACACCAUCAAGCAACUGCAUUCGCUCGGCAUCAAAGUGCUAUGCUACUUCAGCGCAGGCAGCUACGAGAACUGGCGCUCCGACGCCAAAGACUUCAAGGACGCUGAUCUUGGCAAGCCGCUCGACGGAUGGCCCGGCGAGAAGUGGCUCAACCUCAACAGCGAAAAUGUGCGAAACAUUAUGAAGAAGCGGAUUGAUCUUGCCGCUCAGAAGGGCUGUGACGGCGUAGAUCCCGACAAUGUGGACGGAUAUCAAAACGACAACGGCCUAGGUCUCACUUCGCAAGACUCGAUCUCGUACAUGAAGUUCCUGUCCAACAUCACGGCGCCACUGAAUCUCGCGCUGGGCCUCAAAAACGCCGGCGACAUCAUCCCGGCCGUGCUGCCCGUCGUGCACUUCUCGGUCAACGAGCAGUGCGUGCAGUACGGCGAGUGCGAUACAUUUGCGCCGUUCAUCGCCGCCGGUAAACCCGUCUUCCAUAUUGAGUACCCGAGUGGAGCGGGCGCCCAGCAGGGGCUCAAGGAAGACGUGCUCGGCGGCUCGUGCAAGCGCGACGGCAAAGGCCAGGGCAGCCAAAACUUCAGCACCGUGCUCAAGCGCAUGGAGCUCGAUGGCUGGGUCGAAUAUUGCGAUGGCAAAGUCGAGGUUACCAACAUUGAUCAGGCGACGGGAGGUGGCCGCGGGUCAGCAUCGUCAUCGUAAUCACCAUGGUCGUAGCGGACAGCUCCAGCAGCAAGUCCGUGUAGGGAUCCCCUUCCCAAUCACUUUAACAUACAUACAAGUCCGCCAUGUUCAUCCUUUUCGAAAUUCGUCUCCACCGCUAUUAGUAUAACCUAUUGCCACCGGUUCUUCUGUCUGUCUGUCUAUCUAUCUAUCUGUGUGUGUCUGUGUCUGUGUGCAUGUUGGAAGUUAAAUGGCAUGCAAAAAAAAGUUUAAUAAACCAUGCGCGUUGUAAUGAAGUUCACAUGGUUGAUGUAAAAGCCGCAUUCGUUC
Molecule: messenger RNA, 1443 nt
Organism: Exserohilum turcica Et28A
Lineage: Eukaryota; Fungi; Ascomycota; Dothideomycetes; Pleosporales; Pleosporaceae
Product: glycoside hydrolase family 114 protein
Exons: 2
Coding region: 121-1152 (343 amino acids)
Source: RefSeq, a predicted model, not a curated record